Daphnia pulex (common water flea) is the source of this 2549-nucleotide messenger RNA. It is a transcript of the gene dup, whose product is annotated as DNA replication factor Cdt1-like. The coding region runs from base 66 to 2375 and encodes 769 amino acids. Gene Ontology annotation, molecular function: DNA binding; DNA polymerase binding. Gene Ontology annotation, biological process: DNA replication checkpoint signaling; mitotic cell cycle; DNA replication preinitiation complex assembly. The record is from RefSeq and is a predicted model, not a curated record. Lineage: Eukaryota; Metazoa; Arthropoda; Branchiopoda; Diplostraca; Daphniidae. Gene Ontology annotation, cellular component: nucleus. The transcript has 8 exons.
UAAGGGGAAGGGGUGCUACUGAGUACUGACGCUCAGACCUCAUAGACUGGACAAAGCGCAUAAACAUGGCAUCUCAAGCCAAAAUUACAGGUUUUUUCCGGCCCACGAAAGCUACAAGUUCUUCAGCAGCCGCUGCAAAACGACGAAAAGCCGUUAUUGAAGAUCCCAUUUGCGAAGUUGAAUCUAAAUGUGAUAUUAAACCCACUGUUGCUUCCCUCAAACAGGAGACGAUAGCACAAUUUGUGAACGAACCAGGCGUGCUGUUGAAGAGUGAUCUGUUGAAAACAGAGUCUGGUCCAAUAGGUAAUUCCAAAAACAUUUUUACUGUUGGCAUUGAACUGGAGAAGAGUGUCCAGAAAAAAUCUAGUGUUAGAAAGAGUAGAAAGACUAUUAAGUCAACUGAAAGCUCCCUCAAGGUUUCUUUUCCAAAAACCUUGUUGACUGAGAAUUCUUGUGUCAAGACCGAAAUAAUCAAAGAGGAGACAACAUCUUUUGCAGAUAAUCAUGGCUGCAUUCCAGUGUCCACUCCGAAAGGAACAACUGGCCUUACCACAUCUUGUCGGAAGAGAAAAAUGCAGUGUGUCGAUGAACAAUCUGAAGUGAUUAGUAAAACACCUGAAAAACUUCCAGAAAAAAGUGAUGCAGGAAUUGAACUGUCUACUAAAGUUCGCAAAAAACUGGAAAUGGGCAAUGAAAAAGUUGCAGCUAUCCAAGCCAGUGAAGAAGUCAAAAUGAAGGCAGAUCUUCUGAACUCUCCAUCGAAGCCAGUUACAUUUUUGUGUAUGGGCACACUUUCUCCUCGGAAGCCAGGUCUCAAUUCACCCAUUCGUAUAAGAAGCAGCCCAUUGGUGAAUAAAUCAAGCACUGAGAAAAUGUUACAAAACAUAGCUGAAAAAAGGUUUAAGUCUCCAGCUGUAAAAUCAUUGGCAUCUUUACUUGAUAAAGUUGCUCCCACUAAGGAGCUCCCAACAAAGUUGACUUCAGAAGAAGUAAAGGCUCGCCUAGGCAAUAGCAAGAAUCUCGCAGAACUCCGAGCAAAACUCUCUAAAGUCAACAAUUGUUCGGAAAAAGUCAAAGAAUUUUACGAAAGCAAAGUUCAAUUAAAGAAGUUUUCCAAUCUUGAGUUUAAUCUUUCAGUCCCAGUCAGUCCUUCAAAACAGUCGCCUGUCAAACGACAGCCACAAGUUGAGAAAAGGCCAGCCUUUGAGCGUUUUCAUGCGCUUGCACAGGCUCCUUCAGAACAUCUCGUUCUACCUUUCAAGUACAAGGUUCUCAAUGAAGUUUUCCGCUGUAUUGAGACUGUGGUCGCUAUGCUGUAUAACAGGAAAGAAUGUAUUAAUUUCACAAAGCUAAAGCCGGCAGUACAGAAAAUGCUUCAAAGGGACUUCACCGAAAAACAUUUAGCUCAAGUUUGUCACGUCUUUCCGUCAGCUUACAAGAUCAAUUACGAAAAACUUGUUGCUAAUCUCCGAAGUUCUCCUGUCAAGAACCGCACUUACCAUUUAACUUUGGCUCCCAGACUGAACUAUUUGAGUCCAAAAUUACUUGACGAAGAAGAGUCGGACGACCUAAACGAAGACCAGAAAAGUUUCCAGCCCUUGGCUCCUACAAUGCUGGUUGAGCGUCGAUACAUUUUCCAUAAUCGUUUGAUCAAAAUCACUAAAGGACAUCAUACGGAAUUCUUAGCUAAUUACAACCCGCUCUUGCAAGUGUCUGAAGAUAAAGUGACUCGAUGGCAUCAAAAUUUCGAUGUUGAUGGCGUUCCAGAAAUUCCAUUAGCAAACUUGCCAACACCUCCAGACGUCAAAACUUUUGCAACUGCCAAAGAUGUACUCGAACAAGCACACAAUCUAGCCAUGUUGAAUCCUCGAUUGGAAGCUGCGUUAAAGAAAUGUGCUGUGUCUAAAGAUUCAACUGUUCAAGUUAAGAAUGAUCCUCUUCAGGAUAUUGAAGCCUCAAAACCUGCACCACCACCUGUUAAUGCAGGAUUAAAAGGGGUAUCGCAAUCUCUAAUCGAUAAGAUCCGAGCCCGUGAAGCAGCAAAAGCUCAAACACAAAUGACAAUGAAUACGGAGGAAAUUCGUCGGCAGGGAAUUGCUAAAUUGCUUCCCGAAUUAGCACGAAUUAUUAAUAGUAUUUUUGUGACGGAGAAGAAAUCGGUAAUUGCCCUCCGCCCGCUUAUUGAGAAGAUACAGUACAGCCAUAGGGGAAUUAUGAGUACGUCAGCAGUAGAAGAACACAUCAAACUUCUGCGUAAGGUAUACCCAGAGUGGCUGGAUAUUCUUAGCAGAGGGGGUAUUGACUACGUCAAAGUGGACCGUAAGAUCGAUAGCAAUAUCGUUUAUCAGAAACUUGAAGACAAUGCCAAAAGUUAACUUGUUUAACGCCUGUGGUUUUUAAUUCCUGCGUUUUUUUUUAUAUUUCCGAACUUUUUUCAACUCAUUUUAAUUUUUGAAACGGGUCGAUGUGAUUUUUAAAACAGAAUAAAAAAAUGGUGAUGUUUUCCAUCGGUUUUCCGAACAAGAUUGACAUCACUGCUUUUAAACGCC